Messenger RNA from Hydra vulgaris (swiftwater hydra), 1454 nucleotides. RefSeq lists its product as uncharacterized. Gene Ontology annotation, cellular component: extracellular region. The record is from RefSeq and is a predicted model, not a curated record. Gene Ontology annotation, molecular function: chitin binding; chitinase activity. NCBI's taxonomy places the organism in Eukaryota, Metazoa, Cnidaria, Hydrozoa, Anthoathecata, Hydridae. Gene Ontology annotation, biological process: carbohydrate metabolic process.
UAUGCACCAGUCUUCAAAGUCUUAUAAAAGGAACAAAAAUUUUAAAUUAAAUUAAAUACAAAUAUGUAUGUUGCAUUGUGUAUUCUUGCGGUUGCCUUGUUUGGAUGUGUCAGCGGGAAUCAGAGGCACAAAAUUGUCGCCUACUGGGGCCAAAACGCUGUUUACAAUGAGUUAAAAGAAAGGCAAUAUUGGGAAAAAGAGCUCGUCGAUUUUUGCAAGGACUACAACUAUGACAUUAUUGCUUUGUCGUUUCUCAAUAAUUUUUUUGAUGAAAAAAACAAAGAUAAAAUGCCUGGUUUCAACUUUGCAUUUCAUUGUGAAACCCCAAUUGCAUCUGGAUACAAAACCUUAUUUAGAUGUCCUUUAAUUGAAGAAGGAAUUAAAGAGUGUCAAAAAAGAGGCAAACAGGUUAUAAUGUCACUUGGCGGAGCAGUCGGUCGCGCCGGAUUUGGAAGUGAAAACGAUGCCAAACUAUUUGCUUACAGAGUUUAUCAUCUUUUACUUGAGGGUACUGAUUUACAAUCAUUGAGACCAUUCGGAAGUGCUGUUUUAAAUGGCGUUGAUCUUGAUAUUGAAAACGGAGGAUACACUCAUUAUACUGUGUUUGUUAAGGAAUUAAGACGGUUAGAAAAAACUGGUUCUCAAAAGAUUCUCAUUGGAGCAGCACCACAGUGUCCGUAUCCUGACAGUUUGUUAGGACCUUCUCCCGGACGCGUACUUGGUGAUGUACCUGAGCUGGUUGAUGAAAUUUACAUUCAGUUUUACAAUAAUUGGUGCCAUACUGGUAAUACCAAAGUGUUUGAUGAUCAUAUGAAGCAAUGGUUAACACACUCAAGAAAACACAAUGGACCUAAGAUUUUUAUUGGAGUGCCAGCCAACACCAGAGCAUCCGGAAAUCCACAGCAUUACAGAAAUCCUCAAGAACUAACUGUCAUUUACAAUAAAUAUAAAAACGAACCACUGUUUGGUGGAAUCAUGUUUUGGGAUGCAUCAUUUGACCAAAAUAAUGUAAUUAGUGGAAAACGUUUUAGCGAACAUAUUGGAAACAUGUUUAAUAACGUCGGACCUAUACCAACAGGAGAUCCUAUAACGUUGCCACCUUACACAGGACCACAAACAAAGACCCAUGUUAUUGAUACAACGGUACAAAAAACUACAAGUGGGCUUCCUACAACCAAACCAAGUUCAGUAUCUUGCAAUGGACUUAGCGAUGGAAUCUACCCUCAUCCUUCUGAUUGCACUUUAUUCUUUGAGUGUUCAGGAAGCAUUGCAUAUUUGAAAGGUUGCCCGCCAGGAUUAAAGUACAACGCUGCAUUAAAAUUAUGCGAUUGGCCUGAUAACGUUAAAUGUUAACUUUUAUCAUAGGAACAAUUAGAAUAAACACAAAAAAUAUGCAUGUAAAAUAUAUAAAUAUGCAAGUCUAAUAAAAGAUUUCUAAACUAUUUCCUUUGAAA